AUGGAAAGCCGUUCGGCGCCAUGGCUGCAAGCUUCAGCAGCAGCUCCCGUGCUUUCUGUCGAACACCCAUGUAUUGUUCAAAAUGUUGACAGAGCCAUUCAUAUGCUAGGAGGCUCUGAAGAAAUUGGCCAGCAUCUCAAACCAGAAACUGACAAGCCUUUAGGACUCAAGUUCCAACCCGAUGACCCAGCCUGUCGUCCCAUUAUAGCCCUCAGGAAUGACUCGAACAACGUUUUGUUGCAGUUCACCGUUCCCAGGCGAACCGGCAGAAAAAGAAAACGAGGUUCAGAUGAUCCAUUUGUGAAGGACCCAGCGCCCGAGCCUCUCAGGAAAGAUGCCUCUUACUUGCUUCGAUCAAUGGUGGAUAAUCCUGAAGGCUACCAGGUCGAUGUUGUUGGUUCGAUACAAUCAACCCACGUCUGGCGUACCAUUCCAGAUUUUGUCUAUUCGGUCACCAAUUCAUCGGCCAUAGAUGAGCUUAAGUCCAAGAUCCUUCCUCAACAAUAUCCGCUCAUCGAAAAAUGGUCAUUGCCACAAACCUACGGUCUAACCGAUACGGAGACAUUUCCUCCCCCAAUUCUCUCCGUCCAUUCGCUGCCUCUCAACUAUUCCUAUCGUCAAAAUCCAGCUGUGACGAUCCUUGCAGAUCCACAAACAGGCAAGAAAUCCCUCUACAAUCUCCAAAAAGCCGCCAAAGUCUUCACUCAUCAAUCUCAGUUCGAUGAUCCUGUUUGGCCUGAUAAACCCCAUCCGAGAUGUCCUCCUCUGUCACAACAGAAUCCAGCAUUUCAAGACGUAUGCAAAUCCGUUCUUGACCUCUUUGAGCAACGUCCCAUCUGGACCCGUCGCGCUUUGGUGAACCAACUGCCACUCGAUGUACCAUUGCAAACCAUUCGCCAUGCUACAGCAUACGUUUGCUUCGCGAUUCGAUCUGGACCUUGGCGAGAUACUUUAUGCAAGUUUGGUGUCGAUCCACGAAAAGAUCCCUCGCAUCGCAAAUAUCAAACGGUACUUGUGCAACUUGUCAAUCGACACAAAGACAAACCCAACAAUAGAGAAGAUUUCACUCGGACAUGGCAUCGGAGUGCAGAUCAAGAGUCUCAUAUCUUCACUGGAAAGUCCACCAUACCAACAGAUGGGAAAUCGUGGCAACUUUGUGAUCUCCACGAACCACACCUCAAGGCCUUGGUUGAUACAUCUGAUGUCUACAUUCGUCAUGAUUGUGAAACAAGAUAUUUUGGGUGGUAUGCAAAUGGAACCAUGGCAAAAAUGAGAGUGGCCAUCAAAGCGAUGAUAGAUUCGGUCAUCGAUGGGACAACACUGGAUAUGUCUAUGCUGGAAAGGUUCUUGUUAUUACCAGAAGAUAUUCAAUGGACUCUUGGCCAAAAUACACCUGCACACCUUCCGAAAAAUACGACCAAGCAAGAGCAAGAAUGGGCGAGCUCAUAUCGCUCUCUUUGUCGAACUGUGGGAGGUAAUGUUCCUACAGCAGGUGGAAGUGGGAAAGGCCGAUUAAGCAAACCCAAGCCUUUAGCAAAUGCUAGUUUCGUGGACCAAGGUGAUGUCGAUAACGUUGAUGGGAUGGAGGAUGGAGAUGAGGAAGGGUUGUAUGGUGAUGAAGGGGAUGACGAUAACAUGGAGCAGGAAGAGCAAGAAGAGCAAGACAGCGGGGCUGAAGAACAGGAUGUUGAGAGUGAGCAAGAUGAGGUUGAAACAGAAAUACCUUAA
This is a messenger RNA of Exophiala bonariae, 1728 nucleotides long. RefSeq lists its product as uncharacterized. Lineage: Eukaryota; Fungi; Ascomycota; Eurotiomycetes; Chaetothyriales; Herpotrichiellaceae. Gene Ontology annotation, molecular function: RNA polymerase III type 1 promoter sequence-specific DNA binding; RNA polymerase III type 2 promoter sequence-specific DNA binding. The record is from RefSeq and is a predicted model, not a curated record. The transcript has a single exon. Gene Ontology annotation, cellular component: transcription factor TFIIIC complex. Gene Ontology annotation, biological process: transcription initiation at RNA polymerase III promoter. The coding region runs from base 1 to 1728 and encodes 575 amino acids.